Molecule: messenger RNA, 2100 nt
Organism: Adineta steineri
Lineage: Eukaryota; Metazoa; Rotifera; Eurotatoria; Adinetida; Adinetidae
Source: the annotation of a GenBank genome assembly
AUGGAUGAUGAUUUAGCUUUCUGUCUUGGCCGAUUUAUUGAUGAUCAAAUUCAACUAAUUGAUGAUCGUAUUGAACACAUUAAAGAAAAAGAAAUUGAAGAAUGCAAUGAAAUUGAACAAGAACGAGCUGACAAUAUCCAAAAUCGACCUCCACCAAAAGAUAAAGGCUCACAUUAUAGAGAUAAAGCUCUUGUUGAUAAAUUCGUUAAAGAUCUUGGUCAAUGUAGUGCACAACCAAAGAAAGUAAGAGCAGUUACUGAUGAUCAAACUUGUAUAGAUUCAUUACGUGCAGAACUCUGGACAAAACUAACCGCAUCUACAAAUUAUAUCAAUCGAUUACAUAGUUUAGCUAAACCAUUACCAAAUACAGCAAAAUUCGUAGAAACAUGCCGUGAAACAGUUGAAUCUUUUAAACGACCAAGUGAUUUUGAUGCUAACUAUAAAGCAUUAUAUAAGAUUAUAGAACAAGAUGAAAAAGAACAAGUCAUUGAUAGUAUUCAAAAAUGGUGGAGCGAAAAAUAUGGAGAUAAAAUAGCUGAGAUUAAUCAACGGAAUGAUAGAUUUAAUAAAGCUAUUACUGACAAAAAUUUUGUUACUCUAUCAUCAAACAGUGGUGUAAUUCGAAAUGCAAAAAAACUUAUUGAAGUUAGAGAGGAAAUUAUUAUUGAACCUGGACACUUUGAAAUUGUUCGUGAAUUUGUUCGACAACUUUUAUUGUUCGACCAAGAAAAACGGGAACAUACUAAUGCUAAUGAACUUAGCAAUGAAUUAAAUAGUAGAACUAUUGAAGAAAUUAUUGAUUAUGCAGAAAGAUGGUUGUCAGAACGUGAUGAGAUUCGUAAUCGAAAAGAAGAAGAUCCAUUUCAAGAUAGACUAGACGAGGUUAAAGCAAAAUAUGGCCAACAACGCAUGGCUCAUGGAGCACAAAAACUUGCUGUAGCAGCACUUCUCUGUCGAUUAGCUGUUGGUUCAAAAAAUGAUGAACAAUUUAAAGAACAAUUGAAGAAUACUGUUCAUCAAGAAAAGGAAAGCGAUGAACAAAGUCUACCUGUAAUUUCUGGUGAUAUCAGUGAUCCACAGGUUGAAGAACUACCCGUAAUGUUUGAACUCAAAGCGGAUGCGGCUUUUAUGAAUCAAUUUAAAAAUAAUUCAAAUGAAGUUCAAGAACGAUUCAUUGAAGGCUUAUGUCAAGCGUUCUCUAUCCCGAGAGGAAAAAUUUGUAUGAAGAAUAUUGAUUGUGACAAAGCUAUUAUAUGUAUAUUGAUUUUACCACCUUAUGGUAAAAAGGUUGUCGAUAGUUUAAAUGGCAGUGCCUCAGAUGCUGUUGCUCGAAGGAAUGCAGUGAAUAGAUGUUUUAGUGAUAUUAAUGCAGAUGUUGAAUCAGUUACACUGGGUGAAUUUGCAUUGGAAGUUGAAGGUAGACUAAUGGAUCCAAGAUGGAAUAAGAAUUAUAUUUGGUCAUCUGAUAACCGUGCCGAAGGAGAGUAUUGGGCAACUCCAAUUAAUCAAGGUGGUAGACCUUAUUUUUGCCCUUCAGGUUGGAAACGUUAUGGUAUUAAAGUAGCCACAGAUGGCAGAGAAUUUGAUGCUAAGUGGGGUACUUGGAAUUUAGCAUACCAUGGCACACAAGGCGAGUAUGCAUCAAGCAUUAUUACUUCUGGUCUUAAAGUUAGCAUGAGAGGAUGUUAUUAUGCUAAAGGGAUACCACGAGUGUAUGUCUCACCUAGUAUUGAAUAUUGUGCUCAUCCAAGAUAUGCUUGUCCAUGGAAAAAAACGACGAAAAAUGGUGAAACAUUAUGGUAUCAGUUAGUGUUUCAAUGUCGAGUUAAUCCAGGUUCGAUCGACGCCAUCACACCCGAAACAAUACUAGCAAUGGACAAUAAAAACAAAGUAGUAAUAGAUCGAAAUUUCACAAAUGACCAGCUAGAGUGGACUAUAUUAGGUCGACCUAAUCAGGAAUUUAUUGCAGAUGAUAUUAUUUGUUACGGCAUGAUGCUGCGUACAUCAAGAGUCCAUCCAGCAACUUUGACACCAUCUAAAUGGUGGGUAAACUCGGAUUCUAGAUGUUACACCGAUGAAAUGAAACGUGAUAAUUCAUAG